Molecule: messenger RNA, 2899 nt
Organism: Scophthalmus maximus (turbot)
Lineage: Eukaryota; Metazoa; Chordata; Actinopteri; Pleuronectiformes; Scophthalmidae
Gene: xkrx
Product: XK related X-linked
Exons: 3
Coding region: 540-2018 (492 amino acids)
Cellular component (GO): membrane
Source: RefSeq, a predicted model, not a curated record
CGCUGCGCUGACGGGGAUUUUGACAGAGCGCCAGCAGCGGCACUAGUCUGCCGACGGGGAGACACCCAAACCUCCCGCAGCACACGGCACACGGGCGCUACGGUCGGAGGACGCCCGGUGUGUGUGUUUUUAACACGGAAUGAGGCGCGUGUUCAAACUACACUUCGCAUGUGUCCCGCUCGGUCUGGACGAUGAUCGCCUGGCGGAGUUCUUGUCCCGAGUGAUCAGGCUGAACUUUCCCGAUCCUGCUCACUGACGGUGACGGGAGCAGCGCGCCGGGAUCCGAGCGGUGGCUCGGGGUCGAGGAGGGGGGAGGGAGUGUCUGGAGCGGAGCGGAGCGGUGGAGAUGAGAUCGCCGAGGAAGCAGCGAUGAUCGACUCGGUGUGAAGUCGGGAGAGAACUUACACAACAACAACAACAACAACAAAAAGUGAUGUUUUUGGAGCGUGACGCGUCAGGGCGAGUUCACGUCGACGUCCGCUAGCCACGUUCCGAACACUCUCCCCCUCGCAGCGCACACAUCUCGACCGAGCGGCACCAUGCACGAGGUGGCCGUGGAGGAGCACGAGAGGGAGAUCUCGGCCCUGGAGCUGCAGGCGGAGAGAUCCCCGGCGGCGGCGGCGCGCGGCGUCCUGCUGGUGGUCAACCACAGCCGCGUGCACGCGCCCCUCAGCGUGGUGCUGGCCACCGUGCUCUACUGCGCCGAGUUCGUCUGCGCCGCGGUGCUCAGCUGCAUGUACCACCAGACCGGCGACGUCAUCUGGACGGGCUUCACCGUCACCUUCAUGCUGCUGCCCGCCGUGCUCAUCCAGCUGACGCUGACGUUCAUCCACAGGGACCUGGGUCGGGACCGGCCCCUGGUCCUCCUGAUGCACCUGCUGCUGCUCGGCCCCGUCGUCAGGUGUUUCCAGGCCCUUUUCGUCUAUUUCAAGUCGGGUAAGGAGGAGGAGCCCUACGUCACCAUUUCCAGGAAGAUCAACCUGACCAAGGGCCAGGGGAUGCCCAUGGAGUGGGAGAUCGGCCAGACCGAGCGCACACUGGCCACUCACAGGAACGCCUUCAAACGCACGGCGGUCAUCCAGGCGUUCCUGGGCUCCACGCCUCAACUGACGCUCCAGCUGUACGCCACCAUCCAGGAGAAAUACUUCUUCAUGCCGUCGCGAUUGGCUCUGAUGAUGAUCACCCUCAUCUCCAUCACAUACGGGGCACUCGUGUGCAGCGUGCUGGCCAUCCAGAUCCGAUACGACGACUACAAGGUGCGGUUGCGCUUCAAGGCCUACCUGUGCAUGAUCGUGUGGAGAGGCCUGGAGAUUGCCACCCGGGUCACCGCUCUGGUGUUCUUCAGCACGGCGCUCACACACUGGGUGAUCCUCGUCGGCAUGGCCAACCUGCUCUUUUUCUUCUUCCUCCCCUGGGCCGAGUUCUGGGCCAAGAAAGGCUCGCUGACCGAGAACGUGGAGAAGAACUUCUCGAAGGUGGGCACCACGGUGGUGCUGUGCAUGUUCACGCUGCUCUACGCCUGCAUCAACGUCUUCUGCUGGUCGGCGGUGCAGCUGGACCUCUCCCACCGGGAGCUCAUCGAGCGGAAGCAGCGCUGGGACCGCCUGGCCUUGUACUACUUCGGGCGCUUUCUCGAGAACUUCCUCCUCAUCACGCUCUGGUACUUCUACAAGUCGGACUUCUACGAGUACGUGUGCGCCCCGCUGCUGGCCGUCCAGCUGCUGAUCUGCUACAGCCUGGCCGUGCUCUUCAUGCUGCUCUUCUAUCAGUUCUGCCACCCCUGCAGGCGCCUCUUCAAGCACAACAUCCACGACUGCCUGCACUGCAUCUGCUGCCGCAGAGGAGGGAGCAGGGCAACGGGGAGGCGAGGGAAGCUACCUCCCUCGUACUCGACCGCUGCCACCAUGGUGCUGGUGCCGGAGGAGCCGCUGGAGCUGCUGGGCUCCCAAAACUCCCAUCCUCCCGAGGGGAGCGAGCAGGAGACUGCUAUUGUCGAAGACAUGAUGGAAGCAGCCUGACAAGGGCUUCCUGUUGAAUUAAGCUGACAAAACCCAAGAUCCCUCACGUAGAAAUGCAUCCUGGGAAUGGCAAGGCACGAUGCCGGCGCUGCAGGGUGCAUUCCUGAACGAGGCCUCGAGUCGUUUUACACAAAAAACAAAACAACUGAAUGAUUUUGUGUCGAGGAAGCGAGGUGAUGUUUUAGAGAACAAAUGUUUUUCUCUUUUUUUGUUUUAAAAAAAACUCACCCACCCAUGGUUCUGAGAGGAAUUUAAGUAAUCUCCCGAUGUCUAUAUUGAGAGUGAUCACUAUACACUUAAAAGCACCACAAGGCCCCAGUUUACCAAAGAAUGUCAUGCGUCGAGAUAAGUGGCGAUGCACACAGGUCCCCUCGAGAGAGCAGCGGUGGGUCAGGUACAGGGCCGAGCCAGGUGUGUGGGAAACGUGCCAAGUGUGUCCGACAGUGCCCGAAAGACCGACUGGGACGCUUUAAACCUCCCGGGGCCUUUCACGCCACGCAAGCCCCCUUUUGCACAUGUUUGCGUCUGCACUACACAGACUAAAACAAAAAGAUAAUUCAAAAAAAAACCAGCAGGAGGAGGAGGGCAGGAAAAGGUCUGAAGAAAAAUAAAAAGUCUUCCUCCUGCCUGACAACUGUAAUGAAAGCUCUUUGUUGUUCAUUGUCCAGUCUGACUGCCUUAAAAAGAAAAGGGUUUUAGAAAAUGUUCUGUUGAAAGGGAAUAUCAGUGUCCUUAUAAAAUAAAGUUACUCAUGACGAUGCAUUAACAGGAGUGACACCGAAUGAGCUUCUGAUUCCACACUUUGUGUUCUGCCACUGUUCGCUCAGUGCCUUGACUACUACUGUUUUACUUGAAACUGAAAUAAAAUGAUCUAAAAUGUC